Messenger RNA from Melitaea cinxia (Glanville fritillary), 2925 nucleotides. Its product is annotated as membrane alanyl aminopeptidase-like. The transcript is spliced from 14 exons. Lineage: Eukaryota; Metazoa; Arthropoda; Insecta; Lepidoptera; Nymphalidae. Bases 1 to 2925 code for a protein of 974 amino acids. The record is from RefSeq and is a predicted model, not a curated record. Gene Ontology annotation, cellular component: cytoplasm. Gene Ontology annotation, molecular function: peptide binding; zinc ion binding; metalloaminopeptidase activity. Gene Ontology annotation, biological process: peptide catabolic process; proteolysis.
AUGGCCCGGACUAAGUUUAAGUGUCAAUUUGUUAUUUGCGUCUACUUAAUUAUUGCGGGAUCUGUAAGAUCUCUUCCGAUUCCAUUAUCGUCCUUAGAAACUAAAGACAGUGUAUACUCCAAUGUAUUGCGAGAAGUCACAUUUGAAACAGUUAAUGCAUAUGAAAAUAAAAGUGAAAUGAAAACGGAUGCAAAGCUACCAGUAAAUAGAACAAUACCGUUAUUGGAAAGAUCUAGUUUGAGACCGGGCCAAAGUGCGAGCCGUUACAGUAUUCAAAUCACAAGAGAUGGAGACACUUUUAAUGGAAGGGCCGUUAUUGAUAUUCAGCUAACUGAUGCGUCAAGAUCAAAUGCAAUGUUUUUCAAUAUGGUAGAUUUAGAAGUUUCUAGAGUUCAAUUAGGUGUAUUGACAGAACAAGGCGCAAUCGAUGCGAACUUUUCCUAUCAAGAAGAACAACAAAGUUUGCGAAUUUCGCCACUGCCGGGUGAACCUACCUCAUAUGUGGCUAUCAUUGAGUACCGUGGAAAUAUACGGACAGAUGGCAUCGGGCUAUAUAGAGGACAAUACGGUGACGCAGAUUAUAUAGGAAUGAACCUUCAUUCGACAUACGCUAGACGAGUAUUUCCUUGUCUUGACGAACCUAAUCUGUCCGCAAUGACAACUUUCACGUUUGUGGGUUUUGAUCAUGAACAUAUUUUAUCUAAUUCUUUACCAGAGGAAAAUCAAACAGAAGGGAUGAUCAUGUUCCGGCCUUUAGAAGCUCCUAAUUAUCUCUGGGGUAUGGUAUCACAUAACCUACAGAUAGCCACGCAAUUAGCUCAAUCAAGGGUGCUUUUAUACGUUCGUCCCGAUAUUCAAAAUCUGUUUAACCUAGCUUCAGUUAUCUUAACAAAUUUUUAUACUACUUUAAAUGAAUGGACAAACCAGCCUCACUCAGAAAUUGUACAAAAUCAAGAUCCAACUUUGCACGUGAUGGCUGUACCAGAUAUAUCAAGAGAUUCGUACGCCUUAUCGACUGUGUCUAUUUGGGAACCUUACAUUCUAACUGAAGAAAAUGGUUCAAUAACGCAGAAAAAAUUAAUUUUUGUUAAGACAGCCGAAGCUCUUGCGAGACAAUGGUUUGGAUACAUAAUACGUAUAGAAAACUGGCGAUAUCAGUGGAUCACGUCUGCUCUAACGAGUUAUGCAGCUUAUGAAGUUGUAAAAAACUUUCAAACUGACGAUGACCCUUUAAGUAUCGAUAUGGAUUCGGUAUUUACAACGGAUGUUAUCCAAGAAAGUCUUCUUCAUGACUCUUACAACAAUGCUCAACCCAUACAAUUAUCUGUAAACAUUUAUGCCGAAGUCGAUAUUAGACAACAUAUAAAUGGGAUAUUGAAAUACAAAGCACCAGCUAUAUUGAGAAUGGCUAGAUUAAGCCUUGGUCCUGCUGAAGACGAAACUGAUUUUAUACAAGUUGCUGCAAGAACUCUACUAAAUACUAGAGCCUUCGUUCCUAUUACUUCACAAGGCUUUUACGAUGCAGUUCAAAGUGCAGGCGUAAACCAAAAUAACUUCAUAUCAUCCUGGGUUACGACUCCUGGUUACCCUAUUCUUAGUGUUUCAUUGGGCAAUGGAGUCAUAAAUUUAAGACAGAGACGUUUCGGUUAUUCGUCUGUGCCCCAAAGGGUGUAUAACAUUCCGAUUACAUUUACAACAGGCUCUGAGCCACAAUUUGAUAACCUUCAUGCCACAACGAUUAUGGACAACCCUACCUCAACAAUUAAUUCUGAUAUAGGCGAGGAAUGGGUUAUAAUGAACUUACAAGGGCAGGGUUACUACCGCGUCAACUAUAGUCCAGAUUUGUGGGAAAGAAUCAUUCUUGCUUUAGAAGAUCCGGAACAAAGGCAAGAAAUACAUUCGUUAAAUCGUGCUUCACUAAUUGACGAUUCUUUCAAUUUGGCUCGUGCUGGUGAACUCGACUACGACAUUGCACUUCGCAUCGCACUUACUAUGGAAAACGAAUUAGAUUACGCUGUUUGGCGUGCGUUUGUUAGAAAUAUAGAGUUUUUGAAAAAACGACUUAUUCCAUUUGCAUCAUCUAGUGAUGACCUAGAUGACACUAUAUUUUUAAGAUUAAUAACAAGAAUCAUCACCUUAGUCGAAGAAGAAUAUGGUUUUGGGCCAUAUAACCCACUAGAUCCGCCUAUGAAUAUUCUCACCAGAGGUUUAGUGAUGGAUUUUGCUUGUCGUUCUGGAUACGAACCUUGUAUCGCCGCUGCGGUAGACUUGUUUUAUGACCCUAACGAUCUUGAAGCCAUGAAUACGAAUAUACCACAUGAGUUAAGACCAGCAGUAUACUGUACUAUGGUUAUGGAAGGAGAUGAAAGUGUAAGACAAGCCCUUAUAGAUCACAUGUCAAAUGAAAAUUCCAAAUAUGAACGUCUUGUGAUACUUCAAUCCUUGGCCUGUUCACAGGACUUUAGUUUUAUUAAUGAAUAUCUUCUUGACACGAUAGAGGCAAAUAAUAACCAAUAUGAUUUAGCGGAAAGAAUAAAGAUAUUUGAAGCGGUAGCUUCUUCGAGUGCAGAUAAUGCUCGUCUAGCUUUAAACUUCCUACGUGGCAACACUGACGCUAUAAGAACUAUGUAUGGGGGCCCUGAAAAACUUGAAGAGGUCCUUUAUAUUAUGGCUGAAAAUUUGAUCACUGAAGAUCUUUAUAAUGAAUACGCCAUUUUGACCGAUUCUGUAUCAGUAGUAGACAGUUUAAGUGAUUCGCGCGACCUAGCUUUAAGGUUUCUACAAAAUGCUAAUGAAAACAUGCAAUGGAACAAUAACCAUCUUCAGGAGGUUUACGACUGGAUUGAUUUAAAUCACGCACCUACUAUAUUUGUAUCUUCAUUAUUAAUGACAUUGUCUUUGUUAAUUACUUUCUUUAAUAAUUAG